AAAAAUAUUAUUCCCGCCAUCGCACGUUUGUUUUGUUUUGUGUCUGAACAAAGUUAAGGUUAUGUCAUACUCACGAGGAGGAAAUUCUCAGUAUUCAAGGCAAAAUAGACGGUUUUACUAAACAUAGUUUUUGAGUCUAAGAUUAAUGUGAUAUUGAAGUUAGAGCUUGAAAUAUUUAUAACUUCGCGAUAUGGAUUCAGAUCACAAUCCAGACAAUGUGUUCAACAUUUUGGUAGCAAGUGACGUUCACUUGGGAUAUGGUGAAAAAGACCCUAUCAGAGGUGAUGAUAGCUUCAACACUUUUGAGGAAAUACUACAGUUGGCUGAUCAGAGAGAAGUCGAUUUAAUCUUGCUGGGAGGAGACUUAUUCCAUGACAAUAAACCAUCCCCUCAGUGCAUACAUCGAUGUAUGACAUUGUUGAGACGAUAUUGCUUGGGAGAUAGGCCAGUAGCGGUGGAAUUUUUAAGUGAUCAGGCAGAGAACUUUCAGCACUGUAUGAAUCCAGUUGUCAAUUAUGAGGAUCCCAAUCUGAACAUAUCAAUCCCUGUGUAUUCAAUCCAUGGAAAUCAUGAUGAUCCCAGUGGUUUUGGCCGUAUUGCGACAUUGGACUUGUUAAGUGCUUCUGGGUUGAUAAAUUACUUUGGGAAGUGGACAGACCUUACACAGAUUCAUAUUAGUCCAUUGUUGCUUCAAAAAGGAACGUCUAGAUUAGCCAUCUACGGUCUGAGCUACAUCAAGGAUGAGCGGCUCUCGAGGCUCUACAAGGACAGAAAGGUAACAAUGCUUCGGCCAAAGGAGUACGUGGAGGACUGGUUUAAUAUCAUGGUUCUUCAUCAGAACAGAGUUAUGAGAGGUGCUAAAAAUUAUGUACCGGAGACAGCGAUAGACAAGUUUGUAGACCUGGUGAUUUGGGGUCACGAACAUGAGUGUCGUAUAGAUCCAGAACUGAACCCUGAACAAGGUUUCUAUGUGAUACAGCCUGGCAGUCCAGUUGCCACGUCUCUCUGUGAAGGAGAAGCUGUUGAGAAGUUUGUUACAAUUCUAAACAUCCACAAAAAAGAGUUCAAUGUAGAGAAGAUAAAACUGAAAACAGUCCGACCGUUCGUAAUGGAUUCAUUAAAUCUUUCCAACUGCACACUGAAUCGCACUGAUGGAUUGCUCAGUGACGAAGUUCAACUUUAUUUGACAGAGAGAGUGGAAGACUUGGUCAGAAGAUCACAAGAUCAAUUGACUGGGCACAGAAAACAGCCCACACUGCCUCUGAUACGACUGAGGGUAACGUAUAGUGAGGAAAUGGAAUACUUCAACCCCAUCAGGUUCGGCCAACAGUUCUCAGACAAGGUUGCCAACCCCAUGGACAUGAUCUUACUGAAGCGUGAAAGAAAAGAGAAGAAGGUCAAAUCAGAAGAUCUGCUCGACAAGGACGCAAUAAGAAAUACUAUUGAUAAUGAUGAGGAGGCGGUAGGGGAUGAGUGGGGGAGCCGAGCUGAGACUGUGGUGGAGAGAUACUUCUCCGAAGGUGGGGACGCCAAGCAACUGAGGGUGUUGUCUGUACGAGGGUUAGCAGAGGCAGUCAAGAGGUUCAUCGACAAGGGUGACAAUGAUGCCAUCUCUGAUAUAACAAACUAUCAAAUUAAGAAAACGAUAAAGUACAUUCAAGACAAAAAGAUUGUGGCGGAUGAAGACACAGUGACAGAAGAAAUUGAAAACUUCAGACUAUAUCGUCUGAACAGAUCUGAGGAAGAAACAAGAGAUGCAGAAACAGUGCUUGACAACAGAAAUAGGAACGCUACCAAUGGUAAUGCUGAGGCAACAAUUGUGUCAGAUUCGGAUUCGGAUGGUCCUGGUACGAACGGUAACGUCCCAAAAACAACAUUGCCGUCCACUAGCCGAGGAGGGCGGGGAGCUGCGCGAGGUCGUGGUCGAGGCAGUAGAGGGAGCGGCAACUCUCCUGCGCGGGGGCGUGGUAGUCGAGGUGGCAGGGGGGCAAGAGGAGCUAACAGUUCCGGGAACAUUAAAGAAGCCCUAGCUGUCCAAAGAACGUCUUCAAGAGCAAAGCCAAGCAAAGUGAUGUACAUCUCGGAUGAAAGUGAUUGAAACACCCAUUGUGCUACGACCUUGAGAUCGCCUUUUCCAUAGUGUCUUCUUACAAUAAUACUUUUUCCCACAAGAAUGUAUUGAUCUUUACAGUUUGAGUAUUUAAUUAUUAUUCAAUAUAGCUAUUUCAUAGUGAAAAGUACAAAACCUAGUAUUAUUUUCAAGCUAUAAAUUAUUGAAAAUCUGUCAGCACCUGUUUGAUUUUUUAUGGCACUUUCAAUAGUAUUUGUAAACCUCUGUAAAAGGAACUUACUGUAAGGGUCUAUGAGAUCGCUCAAAGCUGGACUGUAUAGUCCUUACCUGUGCUUUAAACAGGCCUACCAAGUCAAUAGCCAGUAACGGAUGUCAAUGCUAAAGCUGUAAGAUUUUGCAGCUAUGACAUUUAUCUAUAACAAAAAAACCAUUGAAUACAUUUAAAGCUAAACCUAAUGUGAUUUUAGUAAUGAAUAUUUGUUACUUUUUAAAAUGAAGGUGAAAAUGAACCUUUAUCUCCUAUUUUUAUUCAUUGCUUCAGUAUUUUUUCACACGGAUACAUUAAAAUGACAGACAAUAUUUCUUCAUCGCACAAAUUCCCUCGAAAAUAUCCUACAAUGCUACCUACAAUAAAAAAUACAUCACGUAUUAUUUUUAUUUCUGUUUAACUGGAAAACUAAAAUCUUAAAAAUAUUUCUAAAGUUUAUAUUCUUGAACUAUUGUUGAAUUACUCCAAUGAGUUAGCGUAUGAUAGCUAGUAAAAAUGAUGACUGCAGUUAAUCUACACCAGGUGGAUAUUUUUUCCCUAGACUUGUACAUGUUGAUGCAUAUGGUACCGGGAUCUGCUGAAACCUAACAAUGCUUACAAGUUACAGUAUCUAUUGACACUUAAAAACAUUGAUGAGGUAUUUUCAGUGCAAUCCCAUAAACAAAAAUUAUGCUAAUAACUAAAAAUGUUGAUCUUUACGUCCAGGAUUAAAAUUUGUAUUAUUAAUAUAAAUUUUAUAUUCAAACAGCUCAUACACCAUAGUUAUGGGGAAAACGACAUUGAAAAAUAAAUAAUAUUAUACUAAAAUUGCUUUAUUUGAUAUCAAUUUAAAAUAUUUUAGUAAAACAGAUUUUGUUUUCUCAGAAAUUGUAAUUUUUAUUGCCUAUGAAAAAUAGAAACUUUACUAUUGCAAAAAAAUUACAUUUUUCAAUAGUAACUAAUUUACUAUAUGACAUUUUUUAAAUAUUAGGACAAUUCUGUUGGUUUUAAAAAAAUACUUUUUUAUUUACUCUUGCAAUAUUUUGCUUUUCAAAAAGUUUUAUAACAUAAUUUUAAAGAAAAUUCCUCUUUUAUAUGUGCUAAACUAAUUUAUUUUUUGACAUUACUCAUUAUAUUGACCUAGUUAUUGAGUUACAUAAUAAAUAUAAUUAGUCUCUCAUAAAAUAAAUUAUGGUUGAAAUUAUAAUAUAAUACCACUCACCGUACAUAUAACUACUUUAUAUUACUUAUUUAUUAUUUUACUUGCCAUAAUAGUACUCUAAACUUUCUGAGAAAUACUGUAUUUACCAAUGUACAGCUAGAGCAAACCUUGUAGGUGUUGUGAUUAAAAGAAGCUUGUAAAGUGCUGAAAAUGGGAUCACCAUUUUGAAACAUUGUACAGAUCUAGGGUUGUCAAUAUUAAUAAUAACUAUGUUGAUGUUUUUUUAGUUCCUUCUUGCAUUGAAUCUAUAUCCACUUACUAACUUUGGUCUUCCUAAGGCUGUAGUUUUGUUACAUGACUUUUCCUAUUUAUUAUGUUUCAAGACAUCAUCUGAAAGUAUAGCUGUACUAGCAUAGCUACUUUAGAACUAGAAUAGCUUCAAUUGAAAUAAUUGAACACAUUUUAAUACUAGUCCUUGUAGAUUUUCUGUUACAGUAUGCGGCUAUAGGAGACAUAAAUAGCGAUUUAGUUCUGAUUAUUUACAUUUUAAAUGUAUUAUAUUCUGUGAUAUAGAUGAAUCUGAUAUAUCAACUGUGUUGUUAAAACAUGUUUUACUCAAAUACCUAUAAAUCAUUGAGUAUAUGUUUGUUUAAAAUGUUGUAAUAUUUGAAUAAGAAUACAAUAUAAAUGGCAAAUGCUGUGUAAUUAAAUAAAAAAAGUCCAGUUGCA
Molecule: messenger RNA, 4209 nt
Organism: Homalodisca vitripennis (glassy-winged sharpshooter)
Lineage: Eukaryota; Metazoa; Arthropoda; Insecta; Hemiptera; Cicadellidae
Product: double-strand break repair protein MRE11-like
Exons: 12
Coding region: 191-2098 (635 amino acids)
Biological process (GO): meiotic DNA double-strand break formation; double-strand break repair via homologous recombination; double-strand break repair via nonhomologous end joining
Cellular component (GO): nucleus; Mre11 complex
Molecular function (GO): manganese ion binding; 3'-5'-DNA exonuclease activity; DNA endonuclease activity
Source: RefSeq, a predicted model, not a curated record